Messenger RNA from Serinus canaria (Common canary), 8896 nucleotides. It is a transcript of the gene GRAMD1B, whose product is annotated as GRAM domain containing 1B. Bases 59 to 2680 code for a protein of 873 amino acids. NCBI's taxonomy places the organism in Eukaryota, Metazoa, Chordata, Aves, Passeriformes, Fringillidae. Gene Ontology annotation, molecular function: sterol transfer activity; sterol binding. Gene Ontology annotation, cellular component: endoplasmic reticulum-plasma membrane contact site; plasma membrane; endoplasmic reticulum membrane. The record is from RefSeq and is a predicted model, not a curated record. Gene Ontology annotation, biological process: intracellular sterol transport. The transcript is spliced from 20 exons.
GAGAUCAGAGCUACAAGUGCCGGGGGGGGGGUGGGAGCAGAAGGAGAAAGGGCGUCUGAUGCCAGCUGCCAACAUGACAGAAACGCUGCAGCUCCCGGCGCUGCGGGUCCCCGAGCAGCAGGUGCUGGAGGGCGGCUGCGCCUGGUCCAGCUCGUCCACCCCGACCCUGCGCAGGAAGCGCUUCAAGAUGAGGCGGAUGAAGAACGUGCAGGAGCAGAGCCUGGAGGCCGGCAGGUACCAGGAGUCUCCUUCCUCCAGCAAGGAAUACCUGCAGCUCCCAUCCAUUGAGAUCACCCCCUCCAGUGACGAGGACACCCCCUGGUCCAACUGCUCCACUCCCAGUGCCUCCCCGCGCCGCAAGCGCUUCCUCCUUCGGAAGUGGCUGCGCGUCCGAGAGAAGAAGGAGUGCAGUGAGAGCAGCAGCCAGCAGAGCAGCCAGCAGAGCAGCCACGACGAUGACUCUGCCCGGUUCCUGAGCCCCUCCAUGCCUGAGGACAGUACCGCCAGUAACUCCAACCGCAGCACGCCCGCCUGCUCCCCGAUCCUGCGCAAACGCUCGCGCUCGCCCACGCCGCAGGACGCGCCGGGGGACGCCAUGGUGGAGAAGGGCUCCGACCACUCCUCGGACAAGUCGCCCUCCACGCCGGAGCAGGGUGUCCAGAGGAGCUGCUCCUCGCAGUCAGGCCGCAGCGGGGCCAAGAACUCCAAGAAAAGCCAGAGUUGGUAUAAUGUGCUGAGCCCCACCUACAAGCAGCGCAAUGAGGAUUUCAGGAAACUCUUCAAGCAGCUCCCGGACACCGAGCGCCUCAUCGUGGAUUACUCCUGUGCUCUCCAGAGAGACAUCCUCCUGCAGGGCCGCCUCUACCUCUCCGAGAACUGGAUCUGCUUCUACAGCAACAUCUUCCGCUGGGAGACCCUGCUGACAGUUCGCUUGAAGGACAUCUGCUCCAUGACCAAGGAGAAGACAGCACGGCUGAUUCCCAAUGCCAUCCAAGUUUGCACUGACACUGAAAAGCACUUUUUUACCUCCUUUGGGGCUCGGGACAGGACGUACAUGAUGAUGUUCAGACUCUGGCAGAAUGCUCUGCUUGACAAGCCCCUGUGCCCCAAGGAGCUCUGGCACUUUGUCCACCAGUGCUACGGCAACGAGCUGGGGCUGACCAGUGACGACGAGGACUACGUGCCCCCUGAUGAUGACUUCAACACCAUGGGCUACUGCGAGGAGAUCCCCGUGGAGGAGAACGAAGUCAACGACAGCUCCUCCAAGAGCAGCAUGGAGGCCAAGCCCGAAGCCAGCCCUCAGCUGCCAAAGAAAUCUGUCACUGCCAGCACCCUGACCUCCACAGGCAGCAGUGAAGCCCCAGCCUCGUUCGAUGGCGUGCUCCCAGAAGAGGAGGAGGCAGUGGCAGAGAGUCCUGUGGAGAAGGACCUUGGCAUUGCCAACAUCAUGGGAGAGAAGAUCGACAUCAUUGGCCCUGUGAACUCCCCCUCCCUGGACUUCAAUGACAACGAGGACAUUCCCACAGAGCUCAGUGACUCCUCAGACACCCACGAUGAAGGGGAAGUCCAGGCCUUUUACGAGGACCUGAACGGCCGCCAGUACGUGAACGAGGUGUUCAACUUCAGCGUGGACAAGCUCUACGACCUGCUCUUCACUGACUCCCAGUUCCAGAGGGACUUCAUGGAGCAGCGCCGCUUCUCUGAUAUCAUCUUUCACCCCUGGAAGAAGGAGGAGAAUGGCAAUCAGACCCGAGUGAUCCUCUACACCAUCACCCUCACCAACCCUCUGGCCCCCAAAACUGCCACGGUCACCGAGACCCAGACCAUGUACAAGGCCAGCCAGGAGAGCGAGUGCUACGUCAUCGAUGCCGAGGUGCUGACCCACGACGUGCCCUACCACGACUAUUUCUACACCAUCAACCGCUACACGCUGACUCGCGUGGCCAGGAACAAGAGCAGGCUCAGGGUUUCCACAGAAUUACGCUACAGGAAGCAGCCUUGGGGGCUGGUGAAAUCCUUCAUUGAGAAGAAUUUUUGGAGCGGCCUGGAAGAUUAUUUCCGUCACUUGGAGAGCGAGCUGACCAAAACAGAGAGCACGUACCUGGCUGAGGUGCACAGACAAUCCCCCAAAGAGAAGGUGAGCAAGCAAUCCACGGUGCGGCGGCGGAAACGCGCCCACGCCCACCUGAGGGUGCCACACCUGGAGGAGGUGCUCAGCCCCGUGACCACCCCCACGGAUGAGGAGGUUGCCCAUCGCAUCAAGCACGUGGCAGGUUCCACCCAGACCCGGCACAUCCCUGAGGAGAGCCCCAGUGGCUUCCACCUGCAGAGUGUCUCCAAGCUGCUCCUUGUCAUCAGCUUUGUUCUGGUGCUGCUGGUCAUUCUCAACAUGAUGCUGUUCUACAAGCUCUGGAUGUUGGAGUACACCACGCAGACACUGACGGCGUGGCAGGGCCUGAGGCUGCAGGAGAGGUUACCCCAGUCUCAGACAGAGUGGGCCCAGUUGCUGGAGUCCCAGCAGAAGUACCACGACUCAGAGCUGCAGAAGUGGCGCGAGAUCAUCAAAUCCUCCGUGAUGCUCCUGGACCAGAUGAAGGAUUCUCUGAUAAAUCUCCAGAAUGGCAUCGGGUCCCGGGACUUCGGGUCAGAUCCAGAGGAGAAAAGGAAACGUUUCCAUUGACAGGCAGGAAUGCAGGAGGCCAGAGGACGGUGUGCAAUAUGUGUAAAUAGGAUAUAUAAAUAUAUAUAUAAAUAUAUAUAUAUAUACAGAUAUAAAUAUAUAUAUUAUAUACAGAUUUUAAGAGAAAAAAAGAGAAAAAAAAAGAAAAAAAAGCCUAAAGAGGGGAAGGAGUGACCUCCAACACUGGCUGAACUGGAGGGGCUCUGGGAGUGUGGGGUGUGUGUGUGGGAGGGCUGUGCUCUCCCAGCACUGGGGUGUGCUUAGGGCCGUGCCCAGCUCUGCUCCCUGGGCCCGUGCACUGCUCCUCUGUAAAAUUCCUGUCUGUCUGUCUGUCCGUUCUGUUUUUGUUGUCUCAAAGGGAAGCAUCAGUGUGAGUGGCCCCCCCUGCCCAUCCCCAUCCCCUCCCUGUGCAUGGAGGUCCCUGCUGUGCUCUGCUAUCUCCCAAGAGGACACUGUCACUGUCACCUCCCUCACCCUGCUGCCCACAGGGGAUUGGCAAUCACUGCCAAUCCCUUCCAGAGCUGCUCUGGAGAGGAGGGGGAGCUGCUGUGGCUCUGGGGAGGGCAGAUCCCCCUUCAGGCCCCUCCUGGGAGCAGGAAUUUGCUGUCAGGGCAGCCAGGCUGGCUCAGAGAGCAGAGCUCAGAGCUGACCCAGCUGCAAUCCCUUCCACACCCCCCCUGUGCUGCAGUGACAGCAAGGGCAGUGUCUGCCUGCCAGGCGUGUGCCACACCUGUGACAGUGUCCCCUUUACCUGUUCUCUGCUGUCCCUGUGCUUGGCCCCCUGCCACUGAGCCAUCCCUGUGCUGCAGGUCUGCAUCGGUGCUGGCAUCACCACCCAGGUUUAAACAGAAAACCCAAAUGAGGAUUGAUUUGCAAGCACUCCCACUACCCAGCUCAGCAAAUCUCUCUCCUGUUUGUUCACCCAGCCUUUGUCUUGUAAAAUCUGUGGGGGAAGAAGGAGGAAAAGCAGCAGCUUCCUUUCCUUGCCUGGGAUGAAUUUCCAUAAUUGUAUCUGUGCAGCAACAGCCAUCACUGUGGAUAUCUGUGUGACUGCAUCCGUGGGGCAACAAGGCUUCCAAAAAUCCAGGAGAGGUCAGGAAGGGACACAGGGACCAAGGGAGGACAGGCAAAAGGGCCCAGCAGAGGGUGGCAGGACAGAGCUGGCUGUGAGGCACUGGGGGUGUCCCCUCAGCUGCAGCACUAGGAAAAGCCAGUGUGCAUUUUCUGCUCUUCUGGGGACAAUUCCAGACUCCAGGAGCAGCCAGAUGGGGAAGAGGGGCAGCUUGGCAGUGCUGUGCAGUGCACAGACUCCUCUGGGACUGGAGAGGGGAUGCAGGGUUCCUGAAGGGUUUCAGAAAGGCUUUGGCCUCUUCCCCAGCCAAGGUGGGUGAGGGGAGUGCCAGUGCCUUGUCCAGCACUGGGAUCUUUCCACCUUCUGGCUGGCAGGAGGGGGGCAGCUGCAGUUUGGAGAUGGGGCAGGUGUGGCUCCUCCAGCAUGGAUAAUUGGUCUCUGUAGCACAGAAUAUCCUCAGUGCAGCCUGAGGAAAGCCCUCCAAGCUCCCACUUCCCAGUGGAUGCAGGAGUCACCUGCUGAUUCCUCCCCAUGCCCCACACCAGACCCCAUGUGCAGGAGCGUGGAUGGAGCCAGGCUAUCAAAAGGACAUUUCAGACUGUGAAAGCAAGCUCCAGCUGGGGAAAACCAGAGAGUAAUGGCUAUUUAUGACUAUUUAUUGAAUUUAAUGCUGCUGACUACUGUACUGCUCCCUGGCUUUUUUCCAGGGAGGCUGCUGUACCAUGAAAAUGAGGUGCUAGGGCCUGGGAAGGGAUUCUGGGGCUCAUUUUCCCCACUGUGACUUGCCAGACUGCCCCAGAGUCCCCCUUCCCCCUCUUACUCCCUCCCACAAUUACUGAGCACACAGAAUUCCCCUGCUGCUGGCAUUUCCCUCUUCUAGAAUUUAAUUUCAAAGCACCAAGCAGGACAGCACAGAGGGGUCCAGGACAGAGCCCACUGUGAAAGGGGAACCUGGAAUGUGGGGUCUCCUCCACCUGGAGGCAGAGAAACCAGAGAGGGUCACAGAUAAUGCUGUUGAUCAGUGUUUGUUGCUCACAUUCUCCCUGUCAGGGAGGCAAGGAGCCCUUUUUCUCCCCCUGACUCCUUUCUCCUGUUCAGGUUUCCAGCUGCAGGCUCAGGAUGUUCCCUAGGUUGGGCUCCAGAGACAGAACUGCACAAGCUCUGUUAAAUCAGGCCAGGCAGCUGUAGCAAUCCCAACACUGAUAUUUGUCCUACCUGCACAUUAAAAUAUUUUUUAAUUGUUGGACACCUCUCCUGGCGCUCAGCAAUGUGAAAUCCCUCAGUGGGAGCACAAGGGCAGGGGCACUGAGCAGAACCUGGUGCUGCAGUGUCCUUCACACUGAGGGAGGUUUCCCUUGGAGGCCUCAGGGCUUUGGGUUUUUUUAGUGAUUUCUUUUUCCCACUGGAUGGGGUUCUCACUCUUGUUUUGCCUCUUAAUCUCUCACAGUAGUAACAAAAAGGGGGAAAGCAAGGUCUCAAGGCACUGAGGGUUUAAAGAAAACCUUGGAGUGUUUUCACUUCCUCUGGAGGGCUGGGAUAGGAAUCAGCUGCCCCUGAGCAGUCCCAGCUGACAGGUGAAUUCCUGCUGGAGCCAGAGCCAAUUCUGGAUUCCAUUUCCUGGAGGGAUCAGUAGCACUUGCUGGCAGUGAGAGGCCUGGCUGGUGUUACAGAGGGUGGUGCUUCCCCAGCACUCACAGCCAAGGCUGGCUCCCAGCAGCAGGGUUUGGCUUCUCCCCUUGCUCACUCACCAGAAAUCCCCCUGGAUUCUUCCCAGGUGCAUUUCCCCUCCCAGCCUGACCCUUCCACCUGCACCUCUGCUGGGGUUUGAUUUGCAGGAUCUGAACAACCACCACGACAGGCAUUAUAAAAAUUAUUUUUGUUUUUUAAAAGGCAUUUCCCCAGCCAAGCAUGCAAAAGCAAUUCCAACAGCUUGGAGCCUAAUUCCUGCCAAGGAAGGUGCUUCCUGUUGGGAGGAGGGAGAAGGGGGAGCAGGAGGCUCUGACCCACCAGUUUGUGACACAAACCUUGGCACAGCCUCACCCCUGAUAAAUCCACACCUUAUCCCAGCUUAUCUGAGAGCUCUGGCAGCUGGGCUGAGUGGAUUGCAGUCCUGCCUCAGUGCUGUGCAGCCAGGCAUCCCCUGAGUGCAAACCAGAGCUUUCUGCCUGUGAAGGCCCUCAGGGACCAAACCCAGGUGAUUCCAGGUGCUGAACUGCCCAGGGCAGGGGCACUGCUGGGCCUGCACCCUCCAGGGAGUAAAUGUGGGAAAUAAAGGCAGAGAGGCACUUGCAGUGGAAGGAUAAAGAGCUUUUGGGUGCUCUGCACUCCAGGCACUCUUCAGCCACCAGACUGUGCUGUGAGCUCAUACUGACUGACACUGGCUUGUGUCUGAGCCCUUCCUGCCUCCCUGGAGUCCUUUGGGAGAGGAGAGGAGAGGCACGUGCCUUUGCUGUCCCCUGAGCUGCCUGUGUGACACAGAGGCUGCAUUUACACCUGGGUGACACCUGACCCUGCUUGGCUGCUUCUAAACCAGAAGCAGAAACCUUAGGCACAGGAAACAUCUCUAGGGCAGUAGGAGCCUGGGCUGGGAGAGGAAAGGGUUCAAAGCACAAGGCUGUGCUGGGUUUGGAGCCCUGAAGGCACAAAGCUGCCUCUGAGAUAACAGGGCAGGUGCUGGGAGUUCCCCUCUAGGAAUGGUAAUCCUGGAAUGCUAAUCCUUGUCCUUAUCAGACAGCUCCAGCAGCUCACCUGGAUGGAGAUAAGGACAGACUUUGCAGCCUCCUUGGCUCCUUAGCACUGUCCUGGCAGUGACAUAAGAGUUUAUUCUUACCUUUGUGCAAGAAGGUGGAAAUUUCUUUUCCAGAGAGUGGCUGGAGACACUUUAGGUCUGGGUACUGGAGACCUUCUGGAUUUGCUCUGGUGUGCUGCAGGAGCUGUUCUCCCCAGGAGCACUGGCAGGCAGCAGCUGCCUUUCCCUUCCCCAGGAGCACAGAAACAAACUCCUGAUUUGCAGCUGGAACUGUCUGCUUCCACGUCACACAGAAAAUCACUCUAAAAAUCACUCUUUAAAGCAGCAGGGCCUGGCUCAGGGGGCAGCUCUGUCCUGUCUGCCCAGGCAGCUGCUGCCACCCCCAGCUCUUGACAGAUCUGUGCUUUCUGCACUGCCUGCUCAGCUCCAAGGGGCUCUGCCCACGGAUCUCUGCCAGGCUGCCACUGCCACAGCCCAUGGCACAGCCCCCUGGGCUCUGCUUCAUCUUUUCAGCCUCAGCACCACUUAAAGUACUUGCAGGGGCUUGCUUAAAGCACAGCGCAGAACAGAGACUCUGGAACCAAAGCCCCUGAGGGAAGUGGCUGACAGAACACCUGUGCCAGGGUGGCUCCUGUGCCAGGGUGGCUCCUGUGCUCUCUGAGCUCUGUGGCUCACAGAGCACCUGUGCCAGGGUGACUCCUGUGCCAGGGUGGCUCCUGUGCCCUCUGAGUUCUGUGGCUCACAGAGCACCUGUGCCAGGGUGGUUCCUGUGCUCUCUGAGCUCUGUGGCUCACAGAGCACCUGUGCCAGGGUGACUCCUGUGCCAGGGUGGCUCCUGUGCCCUCUGAGUUCUGUGGCUCACAGAGCACCUGUGCCAGGAUAGUUCCUGUGCCAGGGUGGCUCCUGUGCCCUCUGAGUUCUGUGGCUCACAGAGCACCUGUGCCAGGGUGGUUCCUGUGCUCUCUGAGCUCUGUGGCUCACAGAGCACCUGUGCCAGGGUGGUUCCUGUGCCAGGGUGGCUCCUGUGCUGAUUUUCAGUCUGCUCCCCACCAGACACGCUCUGAUCUCUGUGCUUUGCAGUCUCUCUAGCACGAGUCUCUCUGUGCCAUAAAACCUCUCUUUCCCCAGAUGUGCACACUGGCCAAAUACUCUCGUGUCUUGGGUGACUGUGACAAGGCCAUUCCCUGAUCCAGGCAGCCAGCAUGGGCUUCUCCUAGCAUGGAUCCAUGGCAUGCCAUGCGCUCCUCCUCUCCCACACGUUGUGCAGUGCUUGCUAUGGCUUUUCCCUGUCCCCUCCCACCUCUGCUGCUGGACAAUCAUUACCUGUGUCAUAGAUGGUCUGACCUGGUGCUGUCCCUGCCUGCCUUCCCCUCCUGCAGUCUGUGUGCUCUUCAAGUGAAUGUGUUUUAUUUUAUUUUAUUUUAUUUUAUUUUAAUUUUUUUUUUUCAGUAGGGAAAAGGACUUCCUUCUGCUGAAGGAGUUAUAUUUGCACAUGGCUCGGGGAGGUUCCUCCUCUGGCCGUUUCUGUUACCUCACUCAUUUAGGCCAAUUCCAUUGCUAACGUUUAAGGCCACCUUCCCUGUCCCCAACCCUGAGAGUAGGUAGGGAAUGAACCCUUUGUGCAGCUCGGGCUCUGGAGCUGCCCAGUGGAAUUGGGAUUUGGGAGAGCAGCUGUUACAGCUCCAUCCAGCAGGGAGGUGGAGCCUGUGCCGUGCACAUCAUCCCCAUCUCCACGUUCCCACCUCCUGGGAAAUGGCCCUUGGAGAGCAGGGAUGGAGGCACCGACCUGGCUCUGGGCUGGAUGUGGAGGGAGGGAGGAGCAGCAGAGCAGUGGCAGCAUCACAGCCUCCCACGAGCAGCCUGGCACCUCUGGGACAUCACCAUUCCAGUGGGAUUUCAUCUCCCACCAGCGCUCCAGGGCUGGAGAAAGCUGCUAAAACCCUGGGGCGUGUUCUCCCCACCUGGGUUUUGUUCUCCCCACCCUGGUCCUGCGGUUCCUGUGCACAAGUGAUGACCAACGAGGGUCUGCUCUCCUCAGCACGGCACAGGAGCAGCUCCUACAACCACCACAGGCACCUGCUUCCCUGCUGGAAGCCCCUCCAGAGCCUGGGAGGCGGGGGGCUGCUGGCUGAGGUGACUCUGGGCUGGCUGGGGGAAGGAUUGUGGGUUUGUUUUAGGAGCUGUCCCAACCGUCAGAAACUUUGCGCUGUGCGCAAAAAAAAAAAAAUACACAAAAAAACCACAAAACAAAAGAAAAAACAAACCAAGCUGCGGUUCAAAGCGAUACUGGAACGUUCUGGAAUGUAGGAAUUGUACAGGCUCUGCAGCCAAACUCUGUGUAAGUAGUUAGUACCAUGGAAGUACGGUAUCAAUUAAAAAAUCUAUCCAACAACCA